UCUUGGGCAGGUCACAAUUGUAAAUGUCAACUUGCCUACCUGGUUAAAUAAAGGUGAAAUAAAAUUAAAGAAAUCAAUAAAUAGGAUGAAGAUGGUUCUCUGGCCAUCUUGGAGAGGUUCAGGUAAAGGGUCAAUGGAGUCCUUGAGAACCUGCCCUUCUCCCACAGUGAUGCGAGUCUGCAUCAGAAUGGUCAUCUGGUAACCAUCCAGGCCCUUGGGUCAGUCCAGGUCAACUCCAGUCUACACAAGCUGCUCCUGGUAAAUAUCUCAAACUCAUCCUACUAGAACUACCCCUGUGGGGGAACUACAACAAUGACCCCAUGGAUGACCUACAGGUGCCUAACGGAACCCUGACCUCUGACCCCGAUGGGUUUUGUGUCGUCUGUUGACAUGGGUCAUGUGCAGGCCUGCGUCCCCCUGCAGUGAUGGGUUUGGGGCUAACUGCCCAAUCUGUCAGUGUCCCUGCAUAGCUGUGAGCUCUACUGCGGCCUACUCACACUGCCUGGUGGCCCCUUCACCCCCUGUCAUCCUGUAGUCCAGCCACAGACCCACUACAUGGCUGAUCUGUGUGUGGCAUGGAACCAGACCCAGCAGCCGCUGUGUGAGCAGCUGCAGUCCUAUCAUGUGGAGUGUCAGGAGGCAGGGGUCAAGGUGGGCCCAUGGAGGAACCACACUGGCUGUGCUCAUUGCCCCCAGUUCAGCCACUACAGCCUGUGUGCCAACACCUGUUCCUCUCUGUGCCCUGGAGCGGCGGGGUCUGUGCCGUGCCCAGAUGGCUGUGAGGAGGGGUGCCAACGUGACCAAUGGUCAGGCCUGUGUACCAGCAGGGCAGUGUGGCUGCUGUCAGGACGGGAGGAGGUUUUAGAGUGCAGGCCUGAAGUGCACUAUGAUCUGCACCUGUGGGGCUUCGCUGGUCUGUGAACCAUUUGCUUGCCCUGACCAGCAUGGCUGCACUGUCUCAAAUGAAGUCCUCAGCUGCCACAGCACAGAGGGGUGUGUGUGUCCAGAGCAGUGUGGCUGUACUGAUCCCAGAGAAAACUACCACAGACUCAACACCACCUUCUGGACCCCAGAAGACUGUGGACAGCUCUGCCUCUAUGACCCAGCCACCGGGGAGAUCCUCUGCACCCCUGCCCAGUGCCUCACAUGCUUACAUUUGUAAGCAGCUGGAGUGCAGGCGAAUCUGCCAACUCUCACGACCCCUCUACUUGACGUUGAUGGGUGGCAACAUUUAAUUUGUUUUGACGGGCAAGAGUUUUACUUCAGGGAUAGCUGUUCAUACAUGCUGGCUCAGUCAAGCUCCAAUCAGACAGGGUUGAUCCCGUUUACCGUCAGCAUCUCUGCUGCCAGCUGCAACAGCAGUUUAACUUUUUCCACCUCAGGUUAAUGGACUGCACAAUCCCUUACCAUACUCCUUCCUUAAAAGCCUUGUGGUGACCUCUCUCCCACUCGUCAUCCAGAUUGGAGUUUGGCCUGCAGCUGAUUCUGUACAAGACUGGCACCACCAUGGACAUCCUUCCCCGCACCUAUGACUCUGCUGUGUCCGGUCUCUGUGGCAACGGCAACAGACAGGACGACUCCCUGCUGUCGGACGGCGAGCGUGCUCAGAACACCCUGGAGUUGGCCCACAGCUGGAGGAUGGGAGGGGCUUUAGGUCCACCUGUGGCUCCAGUCAGCUGGGGUGCAGCGAAGAGCAGGACCACAAAGCUGUUUGAGACCAGUGAUUUUCUGUGAGGUGCUGCUCAACGAUCUGAGUCUGUUUGGAGAGUGUGCCGCAGUGUUGAACCCUUAGCCUUACUUCCACAGCUGUGACGACCAGUGUGACGUAUCCCAAGGCCAUGGGUGCCUGUGACGUGGUGAUGGCCAGGAACAGUGUGUUUGGAGGCUGCUGGAGAAGGGUGGAGGCCUAGUCCUACAGGGAUGAGUAUGCGAGGGCGGUGGGGCCACAUGGACGCCACCUGCCUCUCCCUGGAGGCCUACGCCUCAGCCUUACAUUACAUAAGGGUAACUCGAAUAGCUACAGUAGUGUAAUGAA
Messenger RNA from Oncorhynchus gorbuscha (pink salmon), 2035 nucleotides. Its product is annotated as alpha-tectorin-like. The coding region runs from base 556 to 921 and encodes 121 amino acids. NCBI's taxonomy places the organism in Eukaryota, Metazoa, Chordata, Actinopteri, Salmoniformes, Salmonidae. The transcript has 5 exons. The record is from RefSeq and is a predicted model, not a curated record.